Molecule: messenger RNA, 3859 nt
Organism: Vitrella brassicaformis
Lineage: Eukaryota; Vitrellaceae
Source: the annotation of a GenBank genome assembly
GGGGACAGAUCCGUCGCCACGCGCGGACAUACAAGACGCCAGCUCCAGUCCCGUUGGCGUGGUUUUUCUUCCAUCUAUCCUGUUUGCAAGCCCUGGUCCGCUGAGGCCUCUGUGGGAGAAGCCGGGAUGAGCGACGUCCGUUCCACCCUGCCAGCACCCCUGCAGGCCCAGCUCAACGUCGAGAUAGCCCUGUUCGAAACGGUGAGCGCACGGGCCACACAUAGAGAGGCCAGCCACCUGCAGGGAGAGGCAGAGAGAGAGAGGCACCGAGUGACUCAUGGCUGGAUGCGCCGACACGCGUCACACGACGGGGUCAGUACAGAUGGAUGCACUCGUGGCUCUUUGUGUUGUGUGUCCGGGGCUGGGAUGGGUGUGGGUGCGUGAGUCAGAAUGGCGGCAAGACUCUGCCUCACCGGCUGUGGGCCAAGUGCUUGGACUUCCUGGAGUUUGAGGACCUCGUCAGAGCGGUGGGCAGGGCAGGGCAGGCGGGAUGCACUCGACCAGAGAAUGGGCAGCGUCAUGUGAUGUGGAUGAAUGAACUGAUUGGUUCAUGUGUGAACACAGGCAAGAUCUAGCCUCCUGCUGACGUAUGCCGGUAGGUGUGUUUGUGAAACGACAGACAAAUGGCUGGCUGGCUGGCUGGCUGGCUGGUGCGGUUUGUCCGUCCAUGGCAUGAUUGACCUUCCUGUUUGUUGUGUUUGUGUGUCAAUGCAGUGUGGGACGCCAAGGGCGGUGCCUACUCAUCUGCCGUCCUGUGGCUCAACAAACUCAAAGACAAUCCGUCAAGGCUGCCAUUCACCACACUCGCCAUCGCCGUAAGAUAUACAACGCGCGUAUUGUACACAUGAGUGCCUUCUCUCGUACCUGGCCUCCGUGUGUGCAGCGUCCCUUGGGUGACGCGACCAGUCCCUCGUCGGCUCUGGCCGUGCCCUCGAUUGCUGUCAAGAGGCCGCCGGAGGAGAUGGGCGGGGCGGUGGACGACGAGACGGCCGCCAAGAAGGCCAAAGGUGGAGAGGCACCCAUGGACAUCGAUAUAGGUACACACACAUCAUCAUUUCACCUGAGUCAUGGAUACCACCCACUUCUCAAUCUGUCCGUGGGUGUGAAGACCGACCUGAUUCGAUGCCCCCACCGCCCUCCAUCCCCGCGGCUGCAGCUGCAGCAGCUGCAGCGGCCGCCGCCUCAUCCAUCCCUUCGCUGUACGGCCCCACGUCCAAGGUGGGUCUGUCGCAGCCCGCCACCCCCCUGGUGCAGCUGCCGGGCGAGGCGCCUUGGUCGCGGGACAACGGUGUGGUGCGGGAGCGGGAGAUACCGUCGCCGCUGACGUCGUUUCGCGUCAACCACAUGGACAACGAGGGGCGGCCCGUCACCGCACUGGGCAUGCGGGACCAUCCUGGGCUUCUCCUCGCAGCAACCAACACAGGUUAGCUCGGUGCUGAUGGAAAGAGAGCAGAGCAGAGCAGAGCCGAGCCGAGCAGCGGUGUGUUGGUGUUAUGGCAGGUGACGUCGUGGCGUUGACGACCCGCAGUGCUCCCAAGGCCAAGGGCGGCCCGACCAAGGGCGGCUCCAAGAAGAAGGCUAGCAACGACGUGGCCAAGUGCCCGCCAGCGAUCAACCUGCGGGUCGAGGGCUACUGGCCCCAGCUGCACCAAGGUCAGCCUGCCAGUCGCAGAUUUGCUGCUUACUGCACUCACUGCCUCUUUCUUUGUAUGGAUAUCUGUCUUUUGUGUUUGAUGCGAUCGAUGCCUAUGUAAUGUCUAGGCCGUGUGAGGAGUCUGCAGGUGCAGUGGGGCAUGGCGGUGACGGGCGGAGACGACGGACGGAUUCGGUGCGUGCGGCAUAUACAGACAGACACACUUAUGGAUGUCCGUUCAUCCGUCCGUCCAUCAAUGGGUUUUUUCUUUCCAUUCCUCCCUCAGGAUAUGGGAGCUGCCCAGCAACGAUGAUGAGUGGUCGUCACUCAAGUGCGUCCCUGCCGAGCAUCCCACCACCAAUGGCGUCAUGGCCUCAUCUCAGGGCGGCGGCAGCACUGGGGUGGGCGGCGACCUCGCUCCACCCAUGCUCAGCAAGCCGCAGCGGUCGCGCACUCUCAUGGUGGCUCACAACAAGAGCGUCUCACAGGCAUACCUGUCAAGGUCAGUCAGUCAAUGUGACUGACACGAUGAUUGACGCACUUGUUCGCCACGCCACAGCGCUGAUGCACUCAUAUCUGGUGUCUGUCUGUCUGUCUGUGUGUGUGUCUCUUCCAGCAGCUCGCGUGUGUAUCUGACGUGGAGUUGGCAGCACGUCCCCAGGAGGGGCAUUUUCGACCUGCACGACCCGCUGCUCGCCGGACACCUGGCCGCUCUCGACGUGCCGACCAGGAAACUGCUGUUCAACACACAGGUGAACAAACAGGAUAAUGCCCCUGCCCAACCCAAACCAGCCGCUAUCGUGCUGUGUCCCGCGUGCAGGCGCACAAGGGUGAGGCGACGUCGAUGGUGGUGUGCGAUGGGCUGGAGGGCGGACCCACCGCGUGGACCGGAGGAAUGGUCAGGAACCGACACACUCUGUGGAUGGAUGGAUGGCUGCACAUGUAUGUGUCUUCCUGCUUGCUUACCCGUGGUGCUUCGUCUAUCGCUGGCUACAGGAUGGUUUGGUCAAGGCCUGGGACGUCCGCGCCGGCACGGAGCCUCAACUCAUCGCCGAAGUCCCUGCUGGUUUGUCUGCUCAUCCACACCACACGCAAGAUACAUCGCGCCGGCCUUCCUGCAAUGUCUGUCUGUCUGUCUGCCUGUCUGACUGUCUGCCUGUCUGCCUGUCUGCCUGUCUGCCUGUCUGCCUGUCUGCCUGUCUGCCUGUCUGCCUGUCUGUUGAUGCAGGUCCCCGUUGGGCGUGUGGCGUGUUGAGCUUCUGCCGUGGGUCUGAGCGGCUCCCAUGGCGGGUCUUCGCAUCCACCGACGACGGCAAAAUACACUGCUUCGAUACCAGAAGAAGUAAGGCCCUUGACACACCGACCACACACACACUGACAUGAACGGCAGCUUCCAUGGAGUGUGAGUGUUCGUGUGUUGUGCCUGGGGCGUCAGGUGGUCGGUGUGAGUUCACUCUCGAGGCGCCCAAGACGGCCCGCAGACGCGUCACGAGGUUCAUUGACUGACACAUUGGUACCAACACACAUGGAACCGUGUGUGUGUAUGCUAUGUCCGACCGGCAGACACAUCCAGGUGCCGAGCAUCCGCAUGAACGGCCCCUUCAUCGCCGCAUCCUCAUACCAGGGGGGACCCCCCUCCAGACCUGUCGCGCCACAGGUCAGCCAGCCACCGGAUCCAUCCAUAUCGUCCUUCGAGUCAACAUGUGUGUGUGGGUCGAUCGAUGUCUCUGGUAAGUUGGAUUUCUGGAACGUGGCCGAGUACGGCAGCCCGAAGCACGUGUGCAGCCAGUCGCUGGGCGAGGGGCGGCCGGGGCCCAUCGAAUGGAGGGGACGAUUCCUGGUCAGCCAACAUGCACACACAACACACAGACGGCUUCAACUGUGUACGCGAUGCGCGUGUUCUUGAUGUGAUGUGGUGUGUGUGUGUGUGCAGUCCAUGUCGAUGCUGAGCCCGCCUCGAUUUGGUGGCGGCCACCUGGUCAGCCACCCCACACAUGACACAUGUGCUCUGCUCGUGCGUGUGUGUCCACGUGUGUGUGUUUGUGUGAAUGUGUGUGUUCAGAUGUUCAUGGAUUUGUCCCAGGGCCCCUCCCCGGCCAUACAGUGACUCAAGAGACAUGCAGAAUUCAUCGAGAUGGUAUGGUAGCAGGCCUGCUAGCUUGUCCCACGGUUGCUUGGUGCUCUUGGCUCGAUGUCUGAGUUCUGCUUAUGCUUAAGGGAGGGAGG